AGUUUCGACUUGUUCAACAAUGGGUAAUUACUAAUUAGAGAGAAGUUGAUUGUGAAGCUUCAACGACCGCAGAACAACUUUCAAUUGGAGUUGCAAAAAAUUUGCAGAUACAAUACAAAUCUUCAAUCACGUCUCUUUGAGAAGGUUGUUUAUCUGUAAUCAUCUUUCUAUCUGCUGUCUGAUACAGCCACCAAUCUUCUUACAAAACCCAAAACCAAAACCUACUUUGUUUGACUUCACUUGGAGCUAACCUCUUCUCUCCAUCUUCGUCUGCUAUGCCCUAAUAACGGAUUGUUUUCGUCAGUGACUUGCGUUUCGGAACAAAACCCGAAACAGUUCUGAUCCACUCGGAUAUUGUUAUAAAUUUGGAGUUGUGGUGAGAUGAAGAAACGGGGGCAUUUAGGGGUUUUGGGAUUAGGGUUCGAGAAGCAGAUUAUCUUCUGGUUAUCGAUUUUGUUGGCGGUUUCGCAACAAGCGGCUGGGCUUAGACCCAUAAGGGAGAAAACUCGAUCAUGGAGCGACGAGUGGCUCUUUGGUAGAAAGCAAGUAACUGAAGUAGGACCGUUUUCUGCAUGGAACAUAACAGGAACAUAUAGAGGAAACUGGAAGUAUCUGGAUUCCGUAAAUAGCUCUUCGAAGUUUCAAGACCUGCAGAAAGCAAAUGGUAAUUCUGUGGUUGAGUUAGUGGCAGUUCCAACAAAGAUAACUGGUGUGCAUUAUGUUCAGGGUGUAGUUGUUUUCCAUGACGUAUUUGACAAUGAACAAAAUGUGGGUGGUGCCCAAAUAAACCUGGAAGGUGUAUAUAUAUGGCCCUUUAGACAACUCCGACUCGUGGAUAACAGUGGCAAGGAGAGUGAUCCAGGGCAAGAAGACAAUAAUCUUCUAUCGAAUCCCUAUCAUAUGCUCGGAAUUUUCUCCUCUCAAGUGUUUCAAGAAUCUCCUAGAGACAGAAUACUGAAACGGAAACUUUCACCAAUAAAUGAGGUAGAGAAGCACUGUAAUAUCGAAAUAGCAGCUCAGAUAUCCCGUGUGGCUUCUAUUGAAAACAAUGGAGACAAAAACUAUUAUCACAUGGAAGGAUUAAUGGAAAGUCCUGGUGUAGGCGAUGAUGGAGAUUGUUUCUCGCCUUUGUUACUGAAUGCGACUUCUGUGAAUGUCGAAGUCUACUAUAACAAAGCUGUGAACUAUACACUAAUGGUCACUUUUGUCUCUUUCCUCCAGGUUCUUUUGUUGAUCCGGCAAAUGGAGCACGGUAACACACAAUCUGGUGCUGCCAAGGUAUCUAUUGUAAUGAUUGGGCAACAAGCGAUCAUGGAUGCUUAUUUAUGCCUUUUACAUCUCACGGCCGGGAUAUUAGUUGAAUCUCUAUUUAAUGCUUUUGCAACCGCUGCGUUCUUCAAAUUCGUAGUCUUUUCGAUUUUUGAGAUGAGAUAUCUUCUGGCCAUAUGGAAAGCAACCCGGCCUUCCAACAGCGGAGAAGGUUGGGAAACAAUGAGGCGUGAGCUGUCCUUUCUGUACAGCCGUUUCUAUGGGAUCCUUCUUGGGGGCAUAUUGAUAAUGUAUGAGUUCCACAACUACAUGCGGCCGAUUCUUCUCCUCAUGUACUCAUUUUGGAUACCACAGAUAGUCACCAAUGUCAUCCGGGAUUCAAGAAAGCCUCUGCACCCGUAUUACAUCUUGGGUAUGACAGCUACACGGUUAGCUAUACCCUUAUAUGUUUUUGGAUGCCCACACAACUUCAUGCGUGUAGAGCCCAGCAAGGUCUGGUGCAUAUGCUUGUGCACAUUCCUGGGUUUGCAAGCUGUCAUUCUUCUUCUUCAGCAUUAUUUUGGUUCACGUUGCUUUGUUCCACGUCAGAUGCUACCAGAGAAAUAUAACUACCACAGAAGAUUUAAUCAGGAUGUAAGUCGCACCACUGAUUGUGUCAUCUGCAUGACCGCUAUUGAUCUCAGACAGCGUACCAGUGAUUGCAUGGUAACUCCAUGUGAACAUUUCUUCCACUCCGGAUGCUUACAACGAUGGAUGGAUAUAAAAAUGGAAUGCCCAACUUGUCGGCGUUCGCUUCCUCCAGCAUAGAGGAUUUUUUUUUCUGCUUUGUUAGGAUGUUACCGACUUCACUCAGUUUAAUUGCAGGUGGGACCUGUUCUUUGGUUUAAGGUCCUUGAAGAGGUGUAGAAGAUUUAUAGACGAAAGCAGAGCAAAGAAGGAAUCUAUAAUCGCGGAUAGAUGUUAUGUUCUGUAUAAACUGUAUAAUGUUACUAUCUUAGUGCAUAUUCUUUCACCCCACAACCCAAUCUUUCGCACAUUUCUUGUUCUUCUAUUUUCUAUGCGGCAUAUGAGUGAAUCCUUAUGCGUAGGCUGGACCAGGAGAAAUGGCAGGUCCUGCGGUCGAC
Messenger RNA from Eutrema salsugineum, 2393 nucleotides. Its product is annotated as transmembrane E3 ubiquitin-protein ligase 1. Gene Ontology annotation, molecular function: zinc ion binding. The transcript is spliced from 15 exons. The coding region runs from base 382 to 2076 and encodes 564 amino acids. The record is from RefSeq and is a predicted model, not a curated record. Lineage: Eukaryota; Viridiplantae; Streptophyta; Magnoliopsida; Brassicales; Brassicaceae.